Messenger RNA from Passer domesticus (house sparrow), 3383 nucleotides. RefSeq names its product sodium channel and clathrin linker 1 (gene SCLT1). The record is from RefSeq and is a predicted model, not a curated record. The coding region runs from base 307 to 2301 and encodes 664 amino acids. NCBI's taxonomy places the organism in Eukaryota, Metazoa, Chordata, Aves, Passeriformes, Passeridae. Gene Ontology annotation, biological process: clustering of voltage-gated sodium channels; cilium assembly. The transcript has 20 exons. Gene Ontology annotation, cellular component: centriole.
GCGGGUGUGAGGCUGCUCCGCGGGGCCCUGCCGCGGCCGUGGCUCCGCGGGCACCGGGGCUGCCUCCUUGCAGAGCGGAGGAGCGGAGCGGACGGGCGGCUCUCCCCGCUGCCCCCGCCCCGGGGCACCGGCGGCUGAGGGGAGCGCGUCCCGCCCCGGCGGGUCCUGCCGCCCUCCCUGCUCCGGUGCGACUCCGGCUUUCCUUCCCUCCCCUCCGGCCGGACAAGCGGCUUUUACCCCCGGGGCUUCGUGGAGUUUUGCGUGGGGAAGGCUGGGAGCGAGGCACGGCCAGAUCAGAGGCUAAAAAUGGCACUUGGACACUCUGAAACCAGUGAGGUUCUGAGAAUUACUGCUGAGCAGGAAUAUGCCCUUGGUGGUGAUGGCACAUCAGGAUCCAGGAUGAUGGACCAAAGCUUGUCAGCUCUAGUCACAGAGUAUGGAAAACAGGUGGAGAAAAUGAGAGAACAGCUGCAGCUUUAUCAGGCACAAAUGGGUGAGAUGAAGCUAAAAUUGGAAGAAGUCACCAAGGAAAAUGAAAGGCUGCAUGCAGAGUUGAAAGAGCCUCUUGAGAAGCAACUGGAGGCUCUUCCUUUUGUGCAUCCUGAAACUGAUAUUCCUGCAGAUGAAGGCACAGUGAGAGCCCUUCAAGAAGAACUACGGCUGGCAAAGCAAGAGAAAGACCAAGCAGUUGAGCGCUGGCAGACGCUGUCACAGGAGCACGACCGACUUCAGCAGCAGUACCAGGAGCGCCUGACUAGAACACACGUUCUCAUAGCUGAAAGGAAAAAGCAGAAUGAUCAACUGAGUAGCAUUCAGCAGCUGACUCGCCAACUGCACAUGACCAAUCAGCAGUUUCUGAAAACUGUGACAGAACAAGAUGUGGAACUAGAGCAGCUACGAAAACAACUGAGGCAAGCCAAAAUAGAUGGACAGGCAGCAAAUGUUAAGCUUGAAGAAAUGAUGGCAUUGAAAGAGAAGCUUCAGAGCCAGUUGGAGAGAAAGGAAGAAGACAGGAUGUCUGCCCAGGAGAGAGAAACAGCAUCUGACAAACGCUUGCAGCAAAUGCAGUCUAACAUAAAACAGUUAGAAGUAAGAUUGUGUGUGACUAUUCAAGAUGCUGAACAACUGAGAACAGAAAAAGUAGCCCUGGAGGAGCAGAUCAGAGAGCUUCAGGCCAAGUCUGCCAAUCUGGAAAGUGAGACAUAUGAUGCUGUUGCAAAAGUCCAAGAUUGCAUACAGCUCUUGGAAGAAGCUAACCUGCAAAAAAGUCAGGCACUCUUUGGGGAGAAACAAAAGGAAGAAGAGAUCAAAAAACUGCAGGAUGAAAUGUCUCAACUUGCAGAAAAUACUGCUGCAAGAAUUAGAAAGGAAGUAGACACUGCAAAGAAGCAAUGUAACAUGCAGCUUUCUCGGCUGACAGAAGAAGUUUCAGCUCUUCAAAUGGAAUGUGGAGAGAAACAAAGUCAAAUUGAACGAGCCAUUAGAGAGAAGAGAGCAGUGGAAGAGGAACUUGAAAAGAUUUACAGGGAACACAGAGAGCAUGAAUUUGACAGUAGGAAGCUUGAGCAGCUGCAUCAGAAGUAUUUACUUGCAGAAGCUGCCAAGGAUGACCUCCAGAGGAGUCUACAGAAGACACAAAAUAAACUGAAACAACUGGAAAUGAACUCUGAAGAAGAGAAAUCUCGUUGCCAGGAAGUUAUCUGUAAAUUGCAAAGCACUCUGGAUUCAGAAAGAGAAAAGAGUGCCUUUGUCAGUGAACAAAGACUAAAACUUCAGCAGGAGAAUGAACAAUUGCAAAAUGAAAUGGAGGGUUUGAGAAAACUGGCGGUAGAGGCCCAAAAAAAAGCUAAAGUAAAGAUAAGCACAAUGGAGCAUGAGCAUGCAGUGAAAGAACAUGGGUAUGAAGCUCGACUCAGGGAGAUGGAGGACACCAGUCACAAGUCCACUACUGAGCUCAGACGGCUCUUAGUCGCUCAGCAAAAAGCAACAAACAGGUGGAAAGAAGAAACAAAAAACCUCACUGAAACUGCAGAAGCCAGGAUCAGUAAGCUGAAAAGUGAGCUGCGUCAACAAAAACUCCGUGGCCAGGAGCUCAUUUCCCAGCUGGAAAUAGCAAAUGAGAAGGUAACUGAGGAUGAGACGCUGAUGAUGGAAUAUCGGGAAUACAUCGACAGGCUUCAGAGGCGGCUGAGCCAGGCAGAACAGAGAGCGGCCACAGCAUCCCAGCAGGUACCCAGCUCACAAAAAGUGCUAUCCAAGCACAUGGAAUAUGCAAAAGUACUCACUUUACAUCAUUCCUGAGGCAGAGGUGAUCUGAUGAGCAUUAUUACCAACACAGUUUUAACAACCUUGGAUUUUGGACAUGUCACCUUCUGACAGGAUGUUUGACAGCUUAGGUUUGUUUGUGGAAACCAGUUUCAUAUGAAUGAAACCUGCACAGUUCAAAAUAUGUGAAUGAAGGUGUACAGGCCUUUCCAGCUUUAGAAAAGGCAAAUUAACAAAGACAAAAAAACCCUUAAAUAAUUGUAGCUGCUGUUUGCUGGUGUGCACCCACUGCAGUUACCACUGGCUCUGUGUGACAGCUCUGUGCAGCAGCUCCUGCAGUGGUAGAAAUUGUGCAGACAGAGUAGGAAAUGCUUGUUUCUUUCCAGGCCAUUGGAAAGGUAAAGGAGAGAGAGUGUAUCCCUCUUGGUAUUAAAUGUUUUCCAUAGUGUUUCAGCUGUACAACUUGAAGCAAAUCCCAUGGGGGCUUAUAUACUGAGUUCAUUUUUUUGCCAAGGAAGUUCAUUACUCAAGUUGGCCUCCUAUUAAGUAAAGAUGGUCUUUCUGCCUCCUGCUUUUUUUUUUUUUUUUUUUCAGUGAUUUAGGAAAACCAUUUGCAAAUUACAGCUUGUUAAUGUGGGUGACCCCAUGUGAGCUGCAGAGAGGAGAGAUGUUUGGCUGACCUAAAUUGCUCAGUUAGGACAAAUGGCAUUUUUUUUUCCCAACAGCAGUGAAUAAAUGGGCAUAGCUGCCAAGCUGUCAUAACAUAAGCUGUGGUUCCUGGCUCUAAAUGCUCUCUGUCAUGACAAGGUCUAUUCAGCUGCUGAAGAUUUGCUCUGAAAGAGGAAUUUUUAUUUUUUUUUUAACCUCCUGUUUGUUAUGUGGAUCUGUUUAGCUCUAAUGCUUCUAAGAUGCUGUCUUCCCAUAAAAACCAAAACAUCCUUAUGUCACAUUUCAAGGGAAUAAACUCAUGGCCUUGGUGCCCAUAGAGGAAGAGGUCUUGCUGUUCCUGAAAACAUUGGUAAUUAGCUGUUCCUCACCAGGCUUUCUCUGAAAGAUAACAAAGAGAUUUGAUGUUAUGCAGCCCAAAUGCUGUUACCAGACUUCAAAACUGCCUUGCC